This is a messenger RNA of Talaromyces atroroseus, 663 nucleotides long. RefSeq lists its product as hypothetical. The transcript is spliced from 3 exons. Gene Ontology annotation, biological process: positive regulation of DNA-templated transcription, elongation; mRNA export from nucleus. NCBI's taxonomy places the organism in Eukaryota, Fungi, Ascomycota, Eurotiomycetes, Eurotiales, Trichocomaceae. Gene Ontology annotation, cellular component: THO complex part of transcription export complex. The record is from RefSeq and is a predicted model, not a curated record. Bases 1 to 663 code for a protein of 220 amino acids. Gene Ontology annotation, molecular function: mRNA binding.
AUGGCCGAAACAGCAACCAUGACAGUCCGUGACAUCGUCAGCGAGUCGACUCUUCUGCCCGUCCUGCAGAUUAGUGCAGACGCCCAUAGCGAGUGCCAGAAGCUCCUUGCCCUGAUUGAUCCGAACAAUGCCGGUGCGUCGACCGUUCCGUUGUCGCAGGACACCAUAGCUGCAGUCUCCAGACAGCAGAAAAUCCUAUACUCGCUUCUCGCCCAGCUGCGUGGCUUGAAUCGCGAUGCCAUUUUCCGAGUCCGCGAGACGAAACAGUCGACCGCGGAGGCGCGUCAAGAAAUUGACCGUCUGCAUCUUCAAUUACAGAAUCUCUACUAUGAGCAGAAGCAUUUGAUAGGCGAGAUCGCGGCCUGUGAAUCUUACGAUCACAAGUAUUUGUCUCUCCCACUUAUUCCGGUGGAGGAAUUCCUCGAGCUAUUCCCCGAACACACCGACUCAGAUGCACACGAGCUCAUGAUUGCGCGUAUAAAUCACGAGCAUGCCGAGCGAGAAAAGUUGGAGCAGGCGAGGCAAGAACUACUUAAACGCAAGCAAGCCUUGAUUGCGGAGAACAAGAAACGAAAAGACGACUUGGCGAACUUGGAUCAGGAUCUAGAACGGUUUAUCGAUGCCGCAAAACCGAUCCAGAAGAUUUUCGAGAAGGAGUAUUAG